Molecule: messenger RNA, 374 nt
Organism: Anolis carolinensis (green anole)
Lineage: Eukaryota; Metazoa; Chordata; Lepidosauria; Squamata; Anolidae
Gene: mpv17
Product: mitochondrial inner membrane protein MPV17
Exons: 4
Biological process (GO): cellular response to reactive oxygen species
Cellular component (GO): mitochondrion; cytoplasm; membrane
Source: RefSeq, a predicted model, not a curated record
CUCCCGGCGCCGCAGCCCUACUGAGCUGCACGUGCCUCUGUCGGGGAAGGCGGGCGUGCCCCGGGACGGGCUCCAUGGCGGCGGCGGCGGCGGCGUGGCGGGCCUACCAGCGCCUCAUGGCCAGGCGUCCGGCCUCCGUCCAGGUCCUGACCGCGGGGACCCUGAUGGGGGUCGGGGACGUCAUCUCCCAGCAGCUGGUGGAGCGGAGGGGCCUGGAGGGGCACAGCGGGCGCCGGACCCUGAGGAUGAUGGGCAUCGGCCUCUGCUUCGUGGGACCGGUCAUUGGGAGCUGGUACCGGGUGCUGGAGCGCAUGGUGCCUGGCGCAACCCGAACGGCCGCCUUCCAGAAGAUGCUCCUGGACCAGGGGGGUUUU